Lasiodiplodia theobromae is the source of this 696-nucleotide messenger RNA. Its product is annotated as Cutinase precursor. Gene Ontology annotation, molecular function: cutinase activity. Gene Ontology annotation, cellular component: extracellular region. The record is from RefSeq and is a predicted model, not a curated record. The transcript has 2 exons. NCBI's taxonomy places the organism in Eukaryota, Fungi, Ascomycota, Dothideomycetes, Botryosphaeriales, Botryosphaeriaceae. Bases 1 to 696 code for a protein of 231 amino acids. Gene Ontology annotation, biological process: carbohydrate catabolic process.
AUGGUUGCUGUCACUCCUCACGUCCUCUUGGCGCUGGCCGCCACUGCUGUGGCCUUGCCCGCCAGCAACCCUACCCGCGUCGAGGCCCGCGCCCCGCAGUUCUCCAUUCCUACCGGCAGUUUUGGCGGGAGUUCCACCUCCAACGAUGUCACCGAUGGCGUCUGCAAGCCCGUCACCUACAUCUUCGCCCGCGGCACCACCGAAACCGGCAAUAUGGGCACAACUGUUGGCCCGGCGCUGCAGCAGAAGCUCGAGUCUGCGCUCGGGGCCGACAAGCUUGCAACCCAGGGCGUAAACUACCCGGCUGAUGUCGCUGGCACCUUCAUCGGAAGCGUCUCACCCGGCCAGGCUGAGGGCAGCCAGAAUUGCGCGAAGCUGGUCAAGCAGGCUCUGUCAAACUGCCCAGAUACCCAGAUCGUGCUGGCGGGCUACUCACAAGGCGCACAGCAAGUGCAUGGCUGCCUUAUCGAUCUGGACAGCAGCUCGGCUAGCAAGGUUGCGGCUGCCGUUACCUUCGGUGACCCCCUCCAGGCCCAAGCAUUCAAGAACAUCGACUCCAGCAAGACCAAGAUAUUCUGCGCGACCGGCGAUCUCGUCUGCACCAACCAGUUCAUCAUCACGCCCGCUCACCUAUCAUACGCAACUGCGAGCACCGGUGAGGCGGCUGAGUUCAUCCAGAGCAAGCUAAGCGCUUAA